UGGGGGGGCUGGCGCUUGGCGGCCGUAAAUGGGGCCCGGCGAGGCUCCUGCGGCUUGUAAUGCCGGAGCGACAUCCUGGGCUGGGGUUCCUCGGUGGCGUGUGUUGGACUGGUGGCCAUGGGCGGGUGCUGCCUCCCUCUGCGAGCGGCCGUGGGCUUGGGCGUGGCCGGCCUGGCCUGCCUGGCCUGCGGGAUCGCCAUGAUCGUGCUCGUGCCCCGCAUCGUCAAGGAGCAAGUGGUCAAGAACGUGAGGCUGGAGCCAAAUGGCAUGGCAUUUGAAUUAUGGAAAGAUAUCCCAGUGCCAUUCUACAUGUCCAUCUAUUUAUUUGAAGUACUGAAUCCCGAUAACAUUCUCCGUGGGGAAAAGCCGGUAGUGAACCAACGUGGCCCUUAUGUAUACAGGGAAUAUAGAGUGAAAGAGAACAUAACUUUUCAUGACAACGAUACACUGUCAUUCUUGGAGUAUCGCCAAUUCCACUUCCAGGCAGACAUGUCCAGUGGAUCAGAAUCGGAUUACAUUGUGGUACCAAAUAUGUUGGUGUUGGGAGCAGCUGUCAUGUUGGAGGAUUUGUCAUUUCCUAUGAAGCUGACUGUCAGCAGCACUUUUGCCCUCUUUGGGCAGAAAGCUUUCAUGAACUUGACAGUGGGAGAAGUCUUGUGGGGCUAUGACAACCCCCUCGUCGACUUCCUGAACUCCAUCAAGCCGGGCAUGAUUCCAUUCAAAGGGAAAUUUGGUUUGUUUGCUGAUUUCAACAACUCAAAUACUGGCCUGUUCACUGUGUACACUGGCAUGGAUGACAUCUCCAGAGCCCAUAUGGUGGAAACAUGGAAUGGAUUAAAAGAGGUGUCGUACUGGAACUCGGAUCAGUGCAACAUGAUCAACGGAACGGCUGGAGAGCUGUGGCCACCUUUUAGAACCCCUUCCACACCUCUGCAAUUUUACAGCCCAGAUGCCUGCAGAUCGUUGACUUUAAUCUUCAAUCAAACUAGAGAAUUCAAAGGCAUACCUACAUACCGGUAUUUAGCACCAAAGACCUUGUUUGCCAAUGGGACAGAUUACCCACCCAAUGAAGGCUUCUGUCCAUGCAUGCAGUCUGGAAUUCAGAAUGUCAGCUCCUGCCGCUUAAAUGCACCUGUAUUUAUUUCCCACCCUCAUUUCCUCAAUGCGGAUCCAUCCCUCCAGGAGGCAGUGGGUGGUCUGCAUCCCAAUGAAGAAGAACAUGAACUUUUCCUGGAUCUGCACCCGAUGACUGGCAUUCCUAUGAAAUGUUCCAUAAAACUGCAGCUGAAUAUUUUUAUGAAGCAAGUCUCUGGGAUACUGCAAACAGGAAGGGUCAAGCCAGUUGUAUUACCUUUAAUUUGGUUUGCAGAGAGUGGAGAGAUUGAAGGCGGUGUCUUACAUGAUUUCUACAUCAGUUUGGUGCUUCUCCCUACUGUGCUGGGUUAUGCACAGUAUUGCCUGGUCGCUCUUGGAGGUGUUCUGCUUAUAGUGGCUGCCUUCUUGGGUCUCAAGAGCAAGACCAUGACUGUUUUACGGCAGAAGGAGGGGUCCAUUGUGAUUGGGACCCUGUCUGCCCCAAAGUUUUAUAAACCUGGAUCCCGCACUGGCUACAGUUAUCAGGGCCCACAGAGAGAUGCUCAAAAGACGACUCCUCAAAUGCCAAACUCAUGGAAUGACCCAUUUCAGCCUUCAGACACAGCCCCUCUUCUGCAAGAGACCUCUAGCACGAUACACCACGCUGCCCUUUCUGCCACCUGAGCAGCCUUUCUUCCUCUUCGCAGGAGAUCACAGAGAGUUUAAACCCAUGUAUAUGCCACAGGGUGGGUGGAAGAGAAUACACCCAAGCACCUGAAUGCUGCAGUGGUUGCACUGAAGUGGAUCCUCUUCUAAGAAACCGAAUUCAGAGGUGAACUACAGGAUAUCUACCUGUGCAAACAGGAGGAUGAGGUUCACUUCCACGAUCUCUGUUAAUGAAUAAAUGGAAGGAGUACAUGGAGGGCAGGAUGUCUCCACUGCUGCAAUUCUACCUGUAGAGGGGAGCAAUUGUUGAACAUUAUUCCUUUCUUAUAUUUGCAAUGGUUUUCUUAUCUGCCUUGAAAGCUGAUCAUUUUAAUGACCCAUAUUGAUAUAACCUGGAUCCCCAAUGCAGUUUAUGAGGUGCUAACUGUUGGCAUUGGCCUAACUGGCCUAAUUAGUAGGUUACAAAAGUGUGUUAGAUCUAAAGUGGCCAAAGUGCUUGACAUUUGUGCCCCCUGCAAAUUAUUCUCCUCCUUCUCCCCCCCCCCCCCCAAUGCUUUUUCCCCCAGAAAUGUUUUCCUAUAUGUGCUAGACCUCUAUUGCCUUUCCCUAUCCCAACAUCAUUGGAAACACUCCUGGGGAAAUUAAACUGAUGUGGACGAAGUGAGAAAUAAAACGGCAUCCAUCAAACUUAUUUUGGUAGCUGCAAGAAUCCUAGAAUUUUUGAUCUGGUCCCUGGCAUUACCCUUUGAUCAUGCAUUCCACUCCAAAAGCCAUUGUUCUUUUUAUUUCUACGUGCCAGUGAAGUACUGCCAUUUGGCGUGUUUUUAAAAACCAGACUGGAACCGUGGUGCUUAUGUGCAUGCACACUUUUUUGUAGGGUUACCUGGAAGAGACGAGGUACUUGGUGCUUCUCCAAAUCGGAAGAUUCUUUUGGUACUUGGUGCUACAAUUUGGAUGAUGAGGUAGACAAAACAGGUAGAAGGAAAAUCCCACCUUGCUGGGGGGGGGGAGGGGCACAAUAUGCUUGGCUGUGUUUUUCUUGUUUAGCUGAAGGCACCUCCUUCAAACUUGUAAGAAACCUUCUGUUCCUAGUUCUCUCUGGUGUCUCCACUUUCCACUUGAUAACAGUGCUGGUACCAGAAAGGGGCCAUCGUUUGAACUGGCUGUCAGAAUUCCACACCAUUCCUUCUUCUACUCUGAAUUGUCUGAUGAAAGUUCUAAUCGUGUUUUGCACAAAAAACAACACCCAUAAUUAAAAUAUUUGAAAUCUUUUGAAGAA
This is a messenger RNA of Anolis sagrei ordinatus, 3019 nucleotides long. It is a transcript of the gene SCARB1, whose product is annotated as scavenger receptor class B member 1. Gene Ontology annotation, biological process: cholesterol efflux; recognition of apoptotic cell; plasma lipoprotein particle clearance. Lineage: Eukaryota; Metazoa; Chordata; Lepidosauria; Squamata; Anolidae. Gene Ontology annotation, molecular function: low-density lipoprotein particle binding; lipid binding; scavenger receptor activity. Gene Ontology annotation, cellular component: cytoplasm; caveola. The record is from RefSeq and is a predicted model, not a curated record.